AUGAAGUCCACUUUCGUCCUCACCAUCGCCGCCCUGUGUGCCGCUCUUGCCGUCACCCAGCCCGUCGUCAUGGCCACUCCCGUCGUCGUCGUUGCCGAGUCCAACCCUCUUUUGCAGAAGAGAAUCCUCGAGCAGUGCAAGAACAAGACCGGGGUCUGCGUCUCCAGAGAAGCCUGUGUCGGCACCGGCUUCGAUGGAAAGGAGCGACACAUCGAUGGACUCUGCGAUAAAAAGAACGACGAGUUUAUCUGUUGCAUCAACUUUUAG
Molecule: messenger RNA, 267 nt
Organism: Linnemannia hyalina
Lineage: Eukaryota; Fungi; Mortierellomycota; Mortierellomycetes; Mortierellales; Mortierellaceae
Source: the annotation of a GenBank genome assembly